CAUGGUGCGAACGUUUAGAGGUAAUCAUACCAUCUACCAGAGCUGCGGCAACACACGCGAGCUGGGAACAGCUUUCAUCGUGAUGGAUGAUAUGCAGAGGCGCGUGAUCGGUUGGUGGCCGAUCGACGAAAGAAUGUGCAGGUUGAGGAUCAAGGGCCGAUUCUUCAACUUCAGCAUAAUAAACGUGCACAGCCCACACUCCGGAAGUACUGAUGAUGACAAGGACGCAUUUUACGCGCAGCUCGAACGCGAGUACGAUCCCCAAGCCCAAGAGUACUGCCCAAGCCACGACGUCAAGAUCAUCAUAGGAGAUUUGAACGCUCAGGUAGGCCAGGAGGAGGAAUUCAAACCGACGAUUGGUAAGUUCAGCGCCCACCAGCAAACGAACGAAAACGGCCUACGACUCAUUGAUUUCGCCGCCUCCAAAAAUAUGGCCAUACGUAGCACCUUUUUCCAACACAGCCUCCCUUAUCGUUACACCUGGAGAUCACCACAGCAGACGGAAUCUCAAAUCGACCACGUUCUGAUUGACGGACGGCACUUCUCCGACAUCAUCGACGUCAGGACCUAUCGUGGCGCCAACAUCGACUCCGACCACUAUCUGGUGAUGGUCAAACUGCGCCCAAAACUUUCCGUCAUCAACAAUGUACGGUACCGGCGACCGCCACGGUACAACCUAGAGCGACUGAAGCAACCGGAUGUCGCCUCAGCAUACGCGCAGAACCUCGAAGCCGCGUUGCCAGACGAGGGCGAGCUGGAUGAGGCCCCUCUAGAGGACUGCUGGAGUACAGAGAAAGCAGCCAUCAACGACGCAGCCGAGAGCACCAUCGGGUACGUGGAACGGAAUCGACGGAACGAAUGGUUUGACGAAGAGUGCAGAACGGUUUUGGAGGAGAAGAACGCAGCGAGGGCGGUAAUGCUGCAGCAAGGGACUCGACAGAACGUGGAACGUUACAAACAGAAGCGGAAACAGCAGACCCGCCUCUUUCGGGAGAAAACGCGCCGCCUGGAAGAAGCGGAGUGUGAAGAAAUGGAAUUGCUGUGCCGUUCCCAAGAAACACGGAAGUUCUAUCAGAAGCUCAACGCAUCCCGCAACAGCUUCGUGCCGCGAGCCGAAAUAUGCAGGGAUAAAGACGGAGGCCUCUUGACGGACGGACGUGAGGUGAUCGAAAGGUGGAAGCAGCACUUCGAUCAGCACCUGAACGGCGUGGAGAACGUAGGCACGGGAGCCCACGGCAACGGAAGGAACGACGACGCCAGUGCAACGGAGAACGGAAACGCAGUCAGGAUCUGGGAAACCGAACAGCUACCGGAGGAGUGGAAAAAAGAGGUAAACUGCCCCAUCCACAAGAACGGCGACCAUUUGGAAUGUGAGAACUUCAGGGCGAUCACUAUUUUGAAUGCUGCCUACAAAGUGCUAUCCCAGAUCAUCUUCCGUCGUCUUUCACCUAAAGUAAAUGAGUUCGUGGGAAGUUAUCAAGCCGGCUUCAUCGACGGCCGGUCGACAACGGACCAGAUCUUUACCGUACGGCAAAUCCUCCAGAAAUGCCGUGAAUACCAGGUCCCAACGCACCACCUGUUCAUCGACUUCAAAGCGGCAUACGAUAGUAUCGACCGCGCAGAGCUAUGGAGAAUCAUGGACGAAAACGGCUUUCCUGGGAAGCUGACUAGACUGAUUAAAGCAACGAUGGACGGUGUGCAAAACUGCGUAAGGGUUUCGGGUGAACUAUCCAGUUCAUUCGUAUCUCGCCGGGGACUGCGACAAGGUGACGGACUCUCAUGUCUACUCUUCAACAUCGCGCUGGAAGGUGUGAUGCGACGAGCCGGGCUCAACAGCCGGGGAACGAUUUUCACAAAAUCCGGUCAAUUUGUGUGCUUGUACACCCGCCUGAAACGCGAAUCAGCAAAGGUCGGACUGGUGGUGAAUGCCUCAAAAACAAAGUAUAUGCUGGUAGGCGGAACCGAAAACGACCGGAUCCGUCUGGGUAGUAAUGUUACGAUAGACGGGGAUACUUUCGAGGUGGUGGAGGAAUUCGUCUACCUCGGAUCCUUACUGACGGCUGACAACAACGUGAGCCGAGAAAUUCGGAGGCGCAUCAUCAGCGGAAGUCGGGCCUACUACGGGCUCCAGAAGAAACUGCGGUCGAAAAAGAUUCACCCACGCACCAAAUGCACCAUGUACAAAACGCUAAUAAGACCGGUGAUCCUCUACGGGCACGAGACAUGGACCAUGCCCGAGGAGGACCUGCAAGCACUCGGAGUUUUCGAGCGACGCGUGCUAAGGACGAUCUUCGGCGGUGUGCAGGAAAACGGUGUGUGGCGCAGAAGGAUGAACCACGAGCUCGCUGCACUUUACGGCGAACCCAGCAUCCAGAAGGUGGCCAAAGCCGGAAGGAUACGUUGGGCAGGGCAUGUUGCAAGAAUGCCGGACAACAACCCUGCAAAGCUGGUGUUUGCAUCGGAUCCGGUUGGCACAAGCAGGCGUGGAGCGCAGAGAGCACGAUGGGCGGACCAGGUGGAGCGUGACUUGGCGAGCACUGGGCGCGACCGAGGAUGGAGAGCGGCAGCAACAAUUCGAGUAUUGUGGCGUACUAUUGUUGAUUAUGUCUUGUCUUAAUGAUGUUGAACAAAUAAAUGUAUGUAUGUAUAUUCAACGAGAAAGGCACUAUCACCACUAGGUGGAUUAAUCUGGGUCUUUUCAUUCAUUUUUGCAUGAAUAAAGUGAUUUUUUUUUUGGAAAAAAUCGUCCCUGUUUGAAAACUAAAAACAUCCUACAGGCGUUUCAAGAUUCUUAAGGAGGUUGAAGGUGGCUUCCUAGGGCCAAGGGGGUGCCAGGGGCGUUUCAUGAGAUUCCAGGGGGUUUCAGAGGGAUUCCAGGGGCCUUAUGGGUGAUUAACGUGGUAUUAGGGAGUACCGAGAGGUCUCAAGGGCAUCCAGGGGGUCCCAGGGUUUUUUCAGGGAUUCCCAGGAAGUUUAACGGGGGUUCAUGGGGUGUUUCAGGGAAUCCAGAGGGUUCCAUUGGGUCUCAGUGGCGCUUCAGGGAGUCUCAGGAGCCUCCAGAUGGUCUCAGGGGCGUUUCAGAGUGCAACAUCAGCAGGGGUAUAAUGAGUUAAGUUAUGACAUAGUACCUAAUUAUCAAAAUACGCGGAAUAUUGUAUUUGCAAUAAAACGUCAUCCUGAAAAAAGUGACUAAUAAUUAUAAGUAACCUAUAAUUGUGCAAUGAGUGUACGCUCUCAGCACACUAGAGAAUAAGCAUAAAAAAGAGUGUCUGACUGUUGGAUACCUUCCCUUACCUAACACCUAUUCUGCGGUUCACUAUAUGUGGGAGGCUUGUCAAUCACAUUCCGAUCUUGUGUGCUCUCCGAUGAUGGAGUGCUGCAAAUCUAACUACAAGGCGAGGGGUGGUAGACGAGUGAGACAAAGUGGUUCGAAUCUCAAAUGCGUUCGUUGUGUUGUGUGCAAUUGAACGGCGGUUUGAGUGCGCUAAUGAAGCAAAGAGAACAUGGCAAAAUAUAAUUUUAAACGCACGAGUAUUCCCGUUUUGGGCAGCCGAAAAUAGAUGCCUACGCACUCUCGCUGUAUGAUGGAUGUAAACAGCAUGGUUUGUGCCAUAUACUUUGGGACGGCUCUGGCUGGAAUUUGGAAAACAUGCGCUAAUGUGUUGAUUAUUGGGGAUACAAUGAGGAGGAACAAUAAUUGGUGCAAAUGAUUUGUAGUGCAUUAUUUGUGGCAUAUACAUGUUUUGAAUUCCUGGUAAUUCGACUAUCAUUAGUAGCAGUACUUUCACUGAGAACAAUUGAUGGGACUUAUAGGAUAUAGGAUUAUAGGAUAAAUAACUCCACCGUAGUUUCGAAUAUCAGCUCUGCAUUUCAAAUUUUAUUGGAAAUUCAAUUGUUUGGAUUUCUAUAUCCCUAAUGUCCACUAAAACCUAAUCUCCCUAUGAACAAGUAUCGGGGCUUCGUUUCUUAUAUCCCGCAAACUUUCAAUCCCACACAUUUCAUUAGUGCGAUUUUAAUAAUCUAAACAGUCAAUUCGUUCAAUUGUUCGUAAUACCUUCCGAAAAACCAUUAUAAAUUGGUAUCACCCAAGUGUAUGUGGGGAAUCGCGCCACUUGGGCGAUGGCUUCUAUAUUCGUCUGUUUUCCACUAUAACUCAGUCAAAUUUGAACCAAUUGACACAACUUUUGGAAUGUGGUGAGAUAGGUAUAGUAUCUACCCGUGUACAACAUUUCAAGUCAAUUGGUUCAAAAUUGACUGAGUUAUAGUGGGAAACAGACGGAUAUAGAAGCCACUGCCGAAGUAGCGCGAUACCCUGUGUGGCCAAUGCAGUGCCACCUGUUUGCCCAUUUAUCACGCGAACGAUUCGGCCAAGAAUGUCACCUGCAUCAGCCCCCGCAUGUAUGUAGCUAUGUGGUACCGCUACCGUCAUGAUCUCGCCACCCCAAGUGUGUCUGUCCGCUCGUGUGUGAAUUAUUAUCGAACACGCGCGCAUAGUCUAGCUGCAAUCAAUACGUAGUAGGUACCGACACAAGACAAUAUUAGGGGCAUCAUUAGAGGUGCUCUUUUUAGGCGGUGAUUCAACAGAGUGGACAUAUCUAUCUAUGCACCUAUCUACGCCAAUCGAUCAACGGUCGAACGUGUGAAUAUCGAUGAUGUUCUAAUUGCCACCCAUCGACGGACGACGACGACAACAGCGACACCGCCAAUGUCACGCUCAGCAGAGGAGAUAAACCAGAACCGCAUCAAUUGGAAUACCGGUUUUACGUCUUCCUCGGCUCCGUGUCGAAGUGAAUUAUUGUUUUCCUCGCCAUUGUCGUCGUGAUAAUUGUUUUUGUGAAUGGCGCGCUGUGUGAUUCGCGGUGGGUUCCGUGAGGAAAAGUGUUCAGCAUUGCCAUAUUUGUGAAGCGACGACGUGCUCGCAUAGCAUGACGAACGCGCGCGCGAAGAUUGCCUGUGUCGAUGAAGAGUAUACAUCUGCUACGUGAUCUGUAUUUAGUGCUACUGCAAUACUGGCUGUGAGGAAAGAAGUUUAUGUGACGUGAGCGUGAGGCUACAUGCAGUUGAAACGUAUGAUUACAGUUGACGUGAACAAGCAAAAAAUUGUGGGAAAAGUACCGCCGCAGCUUUGCAUCACAAGUGGAAAUGAAUAAUGGUGUGUGCAUUUUCGAAAAAAAGGCUUCUUUCGGAAAAGGCUUUCGUGAUAAUUGUGGUCAACCAUAGAUGCAAUGUAAUACAAAGGUUGGCGUAUUGAUAAAUUUAGUGAUUGUAAUACAAAUUAGAAAAAUAUAAGCUUCGAGUUCAACACCAGUAAAGUUUUUGCGAAUACAAUAAUCCCGCUGAUUGGAUUCAAACGAGCAACAAGGAAUGCAGUAUUAAUCGGAAAAACAGCAAAAUGGAAACAGUCACAUUUAGGAAAGCACGUUCCAACGCUCAACGCAUCCAGGAUGGCAUCGAUUCAGGUAAAUAUUUAGCUCAUGAUCAAACAUAAACAUACCUACUUCCACAUCCACUUGUUCAUGGCUCGAAUUCUAAUUGCGAGACGACAGUUAAAAUAUCCUUAUUUGAUCUGUUAUUUUGAAGACGCAUAUUUCAGAUUCUAAUCCGUAUUAUGAACUUUUUUUAUUCUCUGUUGGGUACCGUAAACUGGGGUGUAGUUGAUCAGUGGGGUGAACCUGAUCACUCAAUCACCCGCGGAUAUCGACAUUCAAGGAAGCAACAAUUAUAUUUUAACCAUUCUUAAUCUAAUGACGAAAUAUUAAAAUGGAAUGGUAACUUCCUUGAAAGUCGAUUUCCGACACCCCAGUUUACGGUAUCUAAGUCACUACGACCAGUUGUUAGAUCUAUUGUGACAUAUUAUGAACUAAAAACUUAUCAUAAUGUUUACUCAAUUGCACUGUACAAACCGAUAGUUGUUUCAACAACGACAGUACAGAAGAAAUCGUAAUAACCAUAUUCGAAAUACCGAAAUAUCUGGAUAAGAGUAAUUCUCCUGAAGGAAUCCCAGAAGAAACUGCUUAAGAUAUCCCACAAGAAAUUCCUAGAGGUAUCCAAACAGGUAUUCAUGGAAAAAUCCAAGCAGGAAGUCCAGGAAGAAACACAUCAGUAAUUCUUCAAGAAUUCCUGAAAUACAACCCAAACAUGGUCACA
Molecule: messenger RNA, 6147 nt
Organism: Aedes albopictus (Asian tiger mosquito)
Lineage: Eukaryota; Metazoa; Arthropoda; Insecta; Diptera; Culicidae
Exons: 2
Coding region: 2-2617 (871 amino acids)
Source: RefSeq, a predicted model, not a curated record